ACAGCUGAUCUUGUGCUUAUAGUGAUUCAUAGACAACACUCGUCUUAUCCAGUCUUAUCGCUUAAUAAUAUAUAGCACAUCGGAUUUCACAAUUUUUUCGGCGACCGAUUACCAUUUCCUCGAGAACAGAUUGCAUAAAAUGUAUUGUAAACAAUGUAGUUAUGCCGGAAGACGUAUGACAAAUUGUUUUUCAAAUAUAAUAUCAAUAAAAACAUAAGGAGUCACAGGAAUAAUACAUUCUUCACACUUGUAAUUAUCACACUUGUAAUUAUCAAUAUGAAGGAGGAAGAAGACAAUAAUAGCUCUGAGUUAUCAGCUGUAAUUGGAGCUUUAUUGGACUCCUUAGACGAUAAAAAUCAAGAUGUUAAGCAAUCUGUGAUUGAAUCGCUUCAGAGGAUAAGCAAGAAGAAUCCAGACACGGUUAUCCAUGCUGCUAUAUACUUUUGGCAAAUGCAUAAAAGGAUAUCCACCGAUCAUAUGGCGUCUGUGUUGAACAUAAUAUCCGAUGCCUGUGAACACGCAGGUGAAAAUUUAAAUGCAGAUGUAGCAUCGUCUCUGGCUGAACUGGCGGUGAAUGAAUUAACAGCAGAAACUGAAAAUGAAGCGGCCGAGUUGUUGAUCAAACUUUGUAAAAUACAUUGUACACAAGCCACUGGUGGACUUUUAACCAAAUUGGACCCUGGAAUAAUACCUCAUCCUGCGAUAGUUUUGACAUUGGGAAAGCUUGCGGCAGUCAAUCCAUACGGAAUGCUGCCCUUUGUGAAAAUAACACUGACUAUUAUGCUACCGAUGUUAAAUCAUAUACGCGAAGAGGCCCUUAAACAGGCAAUUUGUUUUAUGAUCACCAAAUAUUGUGAGGCUAUAAAUGAUUACAUAAUGAAUACAGAAGAAGUGACUUCCGACGUUAACAAACAUACAUUCCAAGAAGAAGUUUGCACUGCCUUUGAUUUUCUGAUGCAGAAUUGGCUGAAAACGUCUCGCGAUCCUAAAACAACCGAAGCUAUUUUAACGACAUUGGCGCCUAUGAUAUCGUUGCUGCCUGAGCAGCAAGACAGCGAGAGAAUUGUAAAAUUAAUACCCGUAUGUUUAAAUCUUAGCAAGAAGCGAAAUGUACGUUUAGCUGCUGUGAGGAUUUUAGCGGUGCUUUUACAUUGCGUUCAGAAUGAAAAUGAUAAAGAGGCAAUCCGCCCAUCUAUGGAGCACAUACAUCAAACUUUAUCCGAAUUCGUCAGCGUUUGUCCCUUCGAAGCGACUCGGGAUGUACUUCUCACGCAUUACGAAGUGUUGCAAUGCUCUCGAUCAUUGGUCAUUUUAUACCCCGAAGAAGGUCUCGACAGAAUUUUACAACAGUUGAAAUCUCCAGUCGCCAAUCAACGCGCUCGUGCGCUGGUGGUCCUCAAGCACCUCAUAAACACUCUUCCAGAGGACGACGGGACAUUGCAAAGAAUCGCACUGAGCCUGCAGGAAUCUCUCGGAGAGUGCGGCGCGUUGCAAAUGAUCGGCGCCAUAGCGGCACUUGCAGCACGACCAACGUUUCCUCUUUUGCCGUCACAGAGAGCUAAAUUCGUUCAAUACAUGGUGUCACACUGUGAAACGAAGAAUGACGACAUGGAGGCGUGUUCCGAAGCUUUGUAUCUUCUCGCUACAACUGUCGAUGGCGUCGAGUCCUGGCUGUGGCCGUGUUUGAUAAGCGCACUGCUGGAUUCAUCUUGUGUAGCGUCUGUUCCAUCUGUGCUACGUUCGCUAACUCCGUUGGCGACGAAAAUAAUACGCAACGAAAAUUCCUCGACGAACGAGAGAAAUUUCCCUGGCACCAAAGUCUUGGGCAGAUGUCUGGAAUUGUUGAGCGAUCCGGUUAAUCGACUCCCAAUAGUGGCCUUUCUAAAAUCAGCAGCGCCUUUGAUAGGACAUCAGCUGAAACCUUGGUGGGACGAAAAGCUAUCGGAGCUUUCGCAGGAGUUUUCGCAAGACGAGCAGAGAAGCUCCCAAGAAGCUCCGAAGGAAAUUAAACAUUCCGCGCGACGAAAUCUGAUCUGGGAGCAAAAGACGGUGGAAUGGCUGGAGGAGAGCAUGAAAAUGGAAGGGGAACUGUGGGGCGCCAAGCUCGCGGACGAGCUUGCCUUGAAGGCGAGCACGCCGGGUGUAGCGUCGCUUUUGGCAUGCGUGUGCAGUAACAACGCUCACAUCACUCUUCUAGUCGAACUCGCGCGUUCCCACGGCACCGCCAAGGAAUACGCGCGAGCAGUCGGCAUCUGCGCCAAGCGUCACCUGAGCAUCGUGCUGAAAUUAAUGGAGGAGUUUUGCGCGGUCGAGGACGCGAGGAAGGUCCCCGUGAGACUGCUGGGUCUCGUGAGAGACGCGAAGGCCGCCGCUACCGCUGAAGCUGCGAAAGCGGGUCUGCUACAGUCCUAUGCCGAAAUCGCACAACGAGCGAAUCCAGAGAAGCUGUUCCCGGUGUUCGAGAAGCACGUAUUGUCGUGGACUAUCAGGCAAUUGAACGAAUGCAAAGAAUCGUCCACGAAAGAGGCGGGAUUGUCGGUUCUGGAACAGGCGGCCAAGGCUUUUCAUCCCACCAGAUUGCCGGAAUCCAAGGGUCUGCGCAUAAAGGCUACCGCUCUGUCCACUCUACUGGGAAUUAUGCAAUCGUCGACCGGAUAUAGACCGUUGCAACUCUACCCGGCGGUGUUGAAAGCAGCGAACUCUCUGAUAUGUAUACCGCCAACGCUGAAUCGUGAGGAAAGAGAGAUUUUCCUCGGCGCAGUGCUGGAUAAGACGAUCAGUGCCAGCUCGGAGAUCGUUUUGCAGUUGCACCCAGAAAUACUGCAAGAAGUCGUGGACGGAUUGGGAACGCUGUGCAGCGAAAUUGUGUCCGAUUCGGCGGAUGCGCUGGCUGAACUGAUCGACAUAUUGGUGCCUUGGAUGCAAUCGAAGUCGAAUGUAGAGAGAAAAACCACUCUGUUGGUGUUGCACACAACUCUCCAAUCCUACUAUAAAUCUUUGAAGUAUACAUAUCCAGGCGGCAAGUUUGAUGCCGGGAAAUUAGUAGGAAGGAUUUUGUGCUGGUGUGCGGACAGCGACUUCACACUGAGGCCAUUGGUGAUCGAUUGUGUGCUUCUCUCUCUGGAAAUAGCGGCCCGCCAUCGCGCUGUGAUACCCGAUAACGCCCUCGAUGAAGACGUGAUGCAGAUAAAGAAGGAAGUCUUGCUCGAAGACUCGUCCUACGCAGCCAUACAAAAACUGGCUAGUGCGGUGUCGCAAAAGAUUCCGAACGGAGAGAUAAUCAGCUUAGCGGAAGGAUUGAUAGAAGGCUUGCUGUUCUACAGAGAAGCCAGCAUGGUAGCGGGCUUGGCUCUGCAACAGCAUUUCAAAAUCAAAGGAUCGGAAGUGUCCAGAACCGACGUUUGUUUAGUCGAUAGUAUUAUUACGCAAACAAGACAAAUGGAAAAUUCCAGCUGCCUGCGCGUGGCAAUAAUGGCGAUAAUAGAGCUGAUGAGACACCAUCCGGAAGAAGUGAUCGAGCAUCUUCUGUCUCAGCCAUUGCCGCUGGAUCCCGGCACCAUGUUGUGCUGGAAGGAAAUCAGCAAGACGGACAGUCUUGGAUAUCGAGCAUUGGAAUUGUUGCUGAUAAAACUCGAAACCAACAAUCUGUUCGCCGAGAUCACGUCUUCGGAUUUCGGAAGGAACAAUAUCGCGUACCUCCCGUCCUUGGCGGUCAUCGUGGGCUUGAAACAUCUUCUCGAGUCACCGAGUGUCGACAAUUUGAUGAGCAAUCAAUUGCCGGAACUGUUAUCGGUUCUCCUCAAGUAUCUCGCCGGCUGGCUGCACGUCGAGGCCCCCUCGUCGAUGAUACACACCAAGUAUGGCUACGUGCCGAAUCGAGCGAUGCAGAAGAUAAAUCCGCACGCGGAAGUGUACUUCGUAUUGGUUCACGUGCUAACGGUCAUUCAGCCGAACGCUGCAUCCAACUUGCCGGAGGAGAGCGCAUUUUCCUCGGAAACGCAAGCCGAGGAGAGCGUGAUCUCGACCGUGCGAAUAUUGGUGAAGUGCAUGUCGACGAAAAACGAGGUCCUGUCGAGCAUCGCGCAGUCCUUGGGCAGACUAAUGACCAGCACGAUGCCUAUACAACGGGCGGUCGCCGCCACGUUCUACGCCGAGCUGAUCGGCAGGGUGGACUGCGGGGAUAUCUGGCUCGACGCUAUAAUUAAUAUUCUGCACGAAGCUAAAGCCGACUCGUCGCCCUUGAUACGAAGACUCGCCACCAUCGGACUUGCUAGGAUAGCUUAUUUGGAUCCGAGACAGACCGAGGAAUACUUCGACAAUUGCAUGGAUGCCUUACUCGAUGGUUUAGAAGAGCCUGCCAGCGGAAAAGGCGGCACUGAAGUAGCACUCGAAUCACUACGUGGCCUUUCGGUACUGUUGUCGGUUCCAUAUAAAAGAGCCAUCAGUCCGCGGGUGGUGUUAGCCUUAAAACCAUUCUUUGAGAAGGAGAACUGGGAGAUGAAGCUUGCUGCCAUAGAUGCUUUAGGCGCGAUAGCCAUUAAUUGGCAACGAUCGAUCACAGUGCCGAGCGAUGAUCUAAUCGAUCAUCUUCUGGGCUGUUUACCGUCUUUGAUAAUAAGACUAGAGGACUCGAACACGACGGUGGCUAAGACUGCACAGGAAACUUUAUGCAAGACCACGAGUGUUUUGCGGAGUGAGAAAUUGUCGCAUGUGAUACUUAAAAAUCUGGGACCAGAAGCGAAAUUCAAUUUCGAGGCUUUUUCGAAGGAUUUGAUCGACUGCUUGAAAGAGGUAGCGCCACAGAGAGUAGAGGAACUUAGAAAUGCUGUUGUCCGAGGCUACUCCAAAUCGGAGAAUUGUCACACCAGGGCCACAGCCGCGCUACUCUUAGGACUAUUCGGUUCCUCGAAGCCCGAGGAGAUACAAAGACUGUUGCAGCUUUUACAUGAUACGGAGAGUGUCGUAAGAAAACGCGCUUCGCAAUCCCUCUCGUUUUGCUUUACGCUUUAACCAAAGCAACGUUUUUCGAUAAUUCAUACUUUGACUAAAUAAGGGAAAGUCGCAUUUUAUUUUAGAAUUUAGAAAAAUCUUUGCAACUAGUUUUAUUCUUGUGAUAUUUUGUAAAAUGCAAUUAUUGUAAAAUGUGAUGUAAUUUAUCAUGAUCGAAUCCAAUGAAUUUACAUAUUGAUACAUUACAUAAUUAUACUUGCAAAAAUAUUGUUUUACAAUUAUAUAAUUUAUUGGAAUCAUGUAAAAAUAAACACAUCGCUCAAAAGUUUAAUGCAUCUUACAAUUUCUAAAUAAAUCAAUAUGUUUUUUUACAAAUAUUAUGUUGAAAAUGUCGACAUAGAAACUUGUUAACGUAUUUACUCGGAUAAAGUUUACAAAUUUUCUUUUCGCAAAAGAAUUUUCCUUCAUUCAAUUUAACUACCUGACCUAAUCUUGGCAUUCUCGCGAUUGUUUUAAUUUUAAACUCCAAUUAUCUCUUUAUAAAUAAAUAUCAAUAUUGUCAAUAAAAUAAUUACAUCUUUACAGAAUGCUCUAGACUUUUGA
This is a messenger RNA of Linepithema humile (Argentine ant), 5553 nucleotides long. The record is from RefSeq and is a predicted model, not a curated record. NCBI's taxonomy places the organism in Eukaryota, Metazoa, Arthropoda, Insecta, Hymenoptera, Formicidae.